UAUGCCUACAUCAGUGAUUAUCAUGUUCUUCAUAUUGGCCUCUUCACCAAAACUAGCUCUUUCAUCAAAUAAUUUCCCCUUAGCUAAGCAUAAAUAUUGCAAAGAUAUUUGUGGAAACAUACAAAUCCCCUUCCCUUUCGGCACCACAAAAGAAUGUUACCUCUCUAUAGAAUUCUGGGUGACUUGCAACCACAAAUCUUUCGAUCCACCGAAGCUCUUCUGGGAGGAUACGGAGAUCGAAAUCACGAAUAUAUCCCUCAACGGGCAGAUGACGUUGCUGCAGCCCAUAGCGCACGAUUGCUACGAUAGGAAUGGCGUAAACACCUCCUACUCUAACACGUGGAUAGAUCUUACCGAACGCUACUUCACGGUGAGUAGUACCGCGAAUAAGUUCACCAUCGUGGGGUGCGAUACCUACGCCUAUGUCUCGGGGAAUAGGCUCGGCCGCAACUUCACAGCGGGCUGCACCGCCAUGUGCAGCUCCGAGGUUGAUCUGACGGAGGGGGAGUGCGCGGGGGCCGGGUGCUGCCAGACUACCAUUCCGAAAAAUGCGUGGCAGAUCCAAGUCGAGCUCCAGAGCUAUUCCAAUUAUACCGAUGUUUCAGACUUCAGCAGAUGCGGUUAUGCUUUUGUUGUUGAGGACUCUGCCUUCAAGUUUUCAAAGGAUAAUCUCACAAACUUGUCAAACGUUACGAGUCUUCCUAUGGUGGUUGAUUGGGCCAUCGGGAGCGGCACGUGCCAGGAGGCAGAGAGUGACGCCAGCAGCUAUGCUUGCCUCAGUGCAAACUCUGAAUGCUACAAACCUAUGCAUAGCGUCGGAUAUCGUUGUCGUUGUGCGAAUGGGUUUGAAGGAAAUCCUUACGUAGAUCUCGGUUGCAUAGAUAUUGAUGAAUGCACAAAUAAAACUCAAAAUAAUUGCACAAAGAAUGAGUACUGCAAAAAUACUCAAGGGAGUUAUAAAUGUUCUUGCCCCAAAAAUUACAAAGGUGAUGGAAUAGGUAAAGAUGGUUGCAAGUUUUUCCCAAAGGAGCAGAAUAUGAGAAUUGCAUUCAUCUUGAUUGGAGUUGCAUCUGGGAUUAUUACUCUGCUACUUGCUAUUAUCCUCCUCUACAUGGAACUCAAGAGAAGAUCGCAGAGAAAGACGAAGCGAAGAUUCUUUCUCCAAAAUGGCGGCCAUGUGUUGCAGGAGAAAUUAGCGAGGAGAGAAGCUUCACCGGAGAUGGUGACGAUUUUCAGCUCAUCAGAGCUAGAGAAGGCCACGAGCAACUUCAGCAACAGUAUGAUCAUUGGCCGAGGAGGCUUUGGCACCGUGUACAAAGGCGUGCUAGCGGACAGAAGGACCGUUGCAAUCAAGAGAUCUAUAAGAGUCGAUCCCACGCAAAUCGAGCAGUUCAUCAACGAGGUUGUUGUUCUGUCCCAGAUCAAUCACAGGAAUGUAGUCAGGCUCCUUGGUUGUUGCUUGGAAACCGAUGUUCCGCUUUUGGUCUACGAGUUCGUCAACAAUGGCACCCUUUCUUCGCACUUGCACAAUGAGGCCAAGGCGCGUGCUCUUGAUUGGAGCAUGCGUCUGAAGAUCGCUGCAGAAACUGCAGGGGUGCUUUCGUAUCUCCACUCUUCGGCUUCUACUCCGGUCAUUCACAGGGAUGUCAAAUCGGAUAACAUCCUCUUAGAUCAUACUUUUACAGCUAAGGUGUCGGAUUUUGGGGCUUCAAAGUUGGUACCUGUUGAUCUCGUGCAACUAUCCACGAUGGUGCAAGGGACUUUCGGAUACCUUGAUCCUGAAUACAUGCAGACAAACCAAUUGACUGAGAAGAGCGAUGUUUAUAGCUUUGGUGUUGUUCUGUUGGAGCUAGUCACGGGGCGGAGAGCAUUAAGUUUUAACAGGUCGGUCGAGGAGAAGAAUCUAGCCAACUAUUUCCUUUAUGUACUCAAACAAGGCCUCUUGUUUGAAAUCAUUGAUGAAAAUGUUGCGGGCUUGGGAAAUAGGGAGCAAAUAUCUGCCGUUUGUAAGCUAGCAAAAGAGUGCUUGAACGUGAGAGGGGAAGAUAGACCUAGUAUGAAGGAGGUGGCAAUGGAGCUCGAAGGGCUAAUACUCGGAGGGAGACACUCGUGGACAAGAAAUAUAGAGAAUGAAGAAGAGAUGGAGAAUUUGAUUGGUGUCAGAUCAAGUGUGGGAUAUGAUAGCAUCUGCAGGGAUCAUAUUGCCUUGCCAAUCAAUGGAGGAAGAUGAUGAUUUACUAUAGAGAUUAGAGACAACAUUUAUCUAUGUAUGUGUAGGAAGAAGUCACUUCAAAAUUUAUCAUUUUGAGAUUUUAGAACAUCUUAUUAGAAGUGAUACAUUUUUAAAUGGAAUUACAAGGAAAUUACUACA
Molecule: messenger RNA, 2371 nt
Organism: Salvia hispanica
Lineage: Eukaryota; Viridiplantae; Streptophyta; Magnoliopsida; Lamiales; Lamiaceae
Product: wall-associated receptor kinase 2-like
Biological process (GO): protein phosphorylation; cell surface receptor signaling pathway
Cellular component (GO): plasma membrane
Molecular function (GO): polysaccharide binding; ATP binding; calcium ion binding
Source: RefSeq, a predicted model, not a curated record